Molecule: messenger RNA, 2040 nt
Organism: Thrips palmi
Lineage: Eukaryota; Metazoa; Arthropoda; Insecta; Thysanoptera; Thripidae
Exons: 10
Coding region: 16-2025 (669 amino acids)
Biological process (GO): mRNA splicing, via spliceosome
Cellular component (GO): U12-type spliceosomal complex
Molecular function (GO): U12 snRNA binding; pre-mRNA intronic binding
Source: RefSeq, a predicted model, not a curated record
CCCCGGUGCUGCAGCAUGGCCGGCGUGCGCGGAGGCCGCGGGAGGGGCCAUGGCCACGGCCGCCUGCCGGAGGGAGAGGCUCCGGACGCGCACGUGGCGGAGGAGAGCAAGAGGGUCAUCAAGGAGCUCGUGGCGAAGCAGACGCUGGCGGGCACGUCGCUGCACCAGCAGCGCGCCAGGGAGCGGGAGCGCGAAUUCCACCGCGCGGCCGCCGUGCUGCCGCUGAGCAGCGUGUCGUCGGGGGCGUCCAGCCUGCGGGACUUCACGGCCAGGGCGGAGCGCGCGCGCCACGUCGAGGACCUCGCCGGCACGGGGCUGCCCCUGCACGACCUGCAGCUGCUGCUCAGCCACGGUAACGCCACUCUUGCAGCGUCCCGGCUGUCGCUGCCAGAGCGCCUGGCGCGCGAGGAGCGCCUUCGGGACAUCCAGGAGCGCCUGGCCAGCACGUCGAGCACGUCCACGACCACCGCAACGACAGCGGCCGCCAGCGGGGAGCAGCCGGGGCCGAGCCGCCACGUCCAGGAGCUCGACGCGUCCCUGCGGCUGGCCGGCCGGCUGACCCCCAUGGCGCGGCUGGCCCUCCUCAAGGCCGGCCGGCACGACGACGGCGACGGCCGCGACCAGGACGCCGACGACGAGGUGCCCCGCUUCCGCGACGCGGCGCCGCCCGCCGAGGACCACCCCGCACUCCGCCUCGGCGCGCUGGAGCGGCGCAUGUUUGGCCACCUGGACGCCGGUCCGUCCACCAGCGGGGAGGCGCCGUCGGCCACCUCCAGGAAGCGGCGCCGGCUGAGGCAGGCCGUCGACCAGCCCAAGACCCGAGAUCGUGCGUCAGGCACUGGGUCGUGGUUUCGUUGUUUUGACGGUCUGGGCACGAGUCACGACCACUGGGCUUUAAAAGGGCGGCGCUGGGGACGGAGGGCAUCAUCGUCCACCAUGGCUCGUCUCAGCUUCGUCGUCCUCGCCCUCUGCGCCGUCGUCGCGGCCGUCGCCGCUCACCCGCCAGAGCAAGGUGGUCCCCAGGGUGGCCCCCCCGCCGGUCCCCACGGUGGUCCCCACGGUCACGGUGGCCCCCAGAAGCGCGGCCCCCACGGCGCCCCGGCCGAGCACGGCCUCAAGGCGUGGCUCCACGCCAAGGAGGCGCAGCUCAAGAACUGGGCCCACAAGGAGGCCGGCCAGCUCAAGGCGCAGUGGCAGACCAAGGUGGUGCCCCAGAUCAAGGCCCUCAAGGAGAAGCUGGGCGCCGAGUGGCAGAAGGACGCCCCCAGGAUCGUCUCCCUGCUCAAGCAGAAGACUGGCGCCGCCUUCGACAAGGCCGUCAACUUCGUCAACAAGAAACUCCAGAACGCACAGGGCGCGGGUGGCCACGGCGGCCGCCCUUCGAGCAGCUCCGUGGGCGGCGUGGACGGCGUGGGCGCGUCGCUGUGGGACGUCCGGGACGCUGCCGUGGCCGAGGCCCGCCACUCCAAGGCGCACACCUCGACGGCCUGCGCACGGCGGCCGCACGGCCCCGCCAGGGCCAAGCAGUACACCAUCCAGGACGGCAAGAUCGUGGAGCUGGGCGCGGCGGCCGCGCACCGCGCCGGCCGGCCGGAGGACCCCCAGGGCCACGCCCAGAGCCACAAGGGCGCGCCCUUCGUGGCGACCGGGGAGGGGGCGCUGUCCCCAGAGGACCUCCGGAAGAACCGCAUGUCUGUGGAGGAGAUCCGCCAAAUGCCGCGGUUCGCGUCGUACGAGGAAGGCACCCCGUCGACGGUGCUGUACGUCAAGAACUUGGACGGCGGCGUGACCGAGGACGACCUGGCGGCCGUGUUCGGGAGCUUCCAGACCUUCCAGGCCUUCCAGGCGUCGCCGGGGCCCAGCCGGCCCUGCCCGACGAUGCGGCUGUGCACGGGCCGUAUGCGCGGCCAGGCCUUCGUCACCUUCCCCAGCCAGGACGCCGCCAGCGCGGCCCUGGAGGCGGCCAACGGCUUCCUGCUCAGGGGCCGUCCCAUGAUCGUGCAGUACGGCCGCAGCCACAGCUGAGCCGGCCGAGGCACA